Molecule: messenger RNA, 2758 nt
Organism: Nylanderia fulva
Lineage: Eukaryota; Metazoa; Arthropoda; Insecta; Hymenoptera; Formicidae
Gene: Noc3
Product: Nucleolar complex protein 3
Biological process (GO): DNA replication initiation
Cellular component (GO): nucleolus
Molecular function (GO): chromatin binding
Source: RefSeq, a predicted model, not a curated record
AUAAAAGUUAUAAACUUAUGCAUAGCCGUAGCAGGCAUUUUGAGGAAAAAUAUCACAGAUCACAUCAAAUAUUUUGCAGCAGUGCGAAGUGCGACACUACAAAAAGCAACGAUUAUCGAUUACCCCAGUCAGGGUUGCCUCUUCUUCACCCUAGAACCUAAAUCAAAAAAAUACUAUGCACACAUGUUUGACACGUGAGCGCGUUUAUUUCGGAGUUUGAGAUUGCAAUUUCUUUUUAUUAUAUGAAAAAAAUUGUUUACAUCAAUUUACAUUGAAUUUAAUUUAGAAAAAAAUUCCAUUUCCUUACAAACAUGGGGAAACUAAAGAAAUCCAAAAUUAGUAAAAUUAAAAGAAACAAUCAGAUAAAAACGAAGCUGUCAAAACAAGGGAAACUUAAGACUCGACGACAUAAGCCACCAAAGAAACAACCUCAGAAAGUGGCAGCCCCACGUCCGGAAGCAGUUCAGGAAGAAGAAAGUGAUCAAGGAGAGGAUUUGAUGGAUAUGGUUGAAAAAGAUGAUUUAAAAUUCUUAGAGAAAGCUAUAUCCAACAAAUCCUACAACUUAUUAAAACAAAUUCGUUUAACUGAAUCAGACAAAGAAGAUCAAAGUAAGAAAAAGAGGAGAAAAACGAAAGAUGAGCAUCCAUUAGAAGAAUUAUAUGAAAAUAAUAUUUCUAAAAUCAUGGAAGAAACAUCCGGGAAAUCGGUUCGCAUGAUGCUUCCCAUAAAAUCUCAAAAUGGUCUUUUGGAAAAACGUGUUAUUGAAGAAGAUAAUGAAAUUACAAACGAGGAAGAGGGUGAAAUCACAAAUGAUAAUAAUCAAAAAGAAAAUGAAGAAAAUCAAGAAGAAAAUAGUGACAUAGAAAUGAACGUAGAUACAUAUAAUAAUUUGCCAGAGACUGAAAAACCAGUGUCUACUAUUGAACUUUUGGCGUGUCGCGAAGAAUUAUUGAGAUCCAAACGUUUCAAGAUAGGCAUACUUUCAAGCGGUAUUUUAGAAAACCCUCAACUCAAAUCUGGAAAUUUUAAAGUACUGCUAGACAUGAUGGAUGAAAGAGCUUCAGAAGUUUACAUCACUGUUAAAAAACUGGCAAUGGUGUCCCUACUAGAAGUCUUUAAAGAUUUGCUACCAUCUUACAGUCUUCUACAGAUUUCUCAAGAAGGAGUAAAAUUGAAAAAAGAAACUCUUGCGCUGCAAAACUAUGAAGCUACAUUGUUGAACAGUUAUAAAAGUUAUUUAAAGAGACUCGAAAAAAUAUCUAAGGUUUUGAGAAAAAAGAAAGGGGACACACGAUCAGGGAACGCACAAGAAACUCAAUUAGGCGAAAUAGCUAUAUCUUGCAUGUGCGAACUUCUCACCGCCCAUCCAUACUUUAAUUUUUCCGUUAACAUAACUGCUUAUAUUCUUCCUUUCUUGGAUCACAAACAGAGUAACAUAAGGGAGAAAGUGGCACAAUGUAUUUCUCAAAUAUUUAAAGAAGACAGACGUGGUGAAUUAUCUCUCACGAUAGUCCGAAAAUUAAAUCAAUACAUCAAAUCAAGAAAACAUUCUGUGCAUCCUGAAGUCAUAAGAGUAUUAUUAUCUCUUCGCAUAAAAGAUGUUGAUCUGGACAAGGAAAAAGAAGAGGAAACAAAGCAAAAAAAGCUCAUGUCUCAUAAGCAAAGAAUUCUCGCGUUAAGCAGACGGGAAAGAAAAAAGAGUAAAAAACUGCAAGAAAUAGAAAAAGAAUUACUCGAGACAAAGGCUGAAGAAAAUAAACAAGCAAAAUCAAAAAUUCUCACUGAAAUUACAAGCGUAAUAUUUACUAUAUACUUUAGAGUUCUAAAACAAGCUCCCAAUAGCAAAGUACUGUCCGUGUGUCUGGAAGGACUAGCCAAAUUUGCGCAUUGUAUCAAUAUAGAUUUCUAUCAGGACUUAGUAAGUGUUCUAGACAGAUUAAUAGAAGAAGGUUACUUAAAUUUGAGACAACAAUUACAUUGUGUUCAAUGUAUAUUUACAAUAUUAUCCGGCCAGGGUGCAGCGCUAAAUAUUGACCCAUACAAAUUUUAUGUGCAUUUGUAUAAAAAUAUACUGAAAGUUCAUUGUGGGAGGACGCACGCGGAAUUUGAGAUUGUAUUGAAGACAUUGAUUCAGAUUCUCAUUCAUCAGCGAAAAAGAAUUUCGCAGACGCGUCUGAUAGCAUUUGUGAAGAGAAUAAGCGUUCUAGCUUUGCAAUCACAACAUAAUGUAACGUUAGGGAUCCUCGGUAUUAUAAAGCAAGUCCUGCAAUUUGGCAAAGCGGCGCACAUUUUGCUGGACACUGACUGCAUCGGAGAUGGUCAUUAUCAGAUCGAAAUCGAAGAACCCGACCAUUGCAACGCACAUUGUACUGCAUUGUACGAACUUGUUGCUUUGCAGCGUCACUAUCACAGUGUAGUUCAGCAGCUUGCUAGAAACAUAGCACAUGUGGUGCCUGCGAGUGGUGAGGGUAGUUUGGCUAUCGAAAUUGCGAAAUUAACACCGGAGGAGCUUUACACAGAGUAUGAUCCUGCAGGUGUAGCAUUCAACCCUACCAUACCUAUUCCAGGGCAGGUUACUGUUAAAAAAGCAUCGUCACAUUAUAGCAUGAGUUCUAAACUUGAGGAGUAUCUUAAUAUUGUUGAUAUCGACAAUCUAUUUAAGGACGGAUAUGUGGACUUUUACAAAGCUUGUAAGAGCAACUCAUGAAAUGAAAUAAAAAAUGUAAAUAUAUAAGAAAAAUAGCAUUUCUGACUAAA